GACUGAAUUUUUUUCCCUGGCAACACUGGGCGGGGCUGAACACAACACAACACAGCAUGGCCGGCAGGGUGCUGGGGCCGGCGCUGCGGCGCCUACUGUUUCGCCCACAGACACGUCUGCAGAAGAGCCGUCACUUCUUAUCAGCAAGUUACCGCUGUGAUGAAGUAUGGACAAAGAGGCUGGAGAACCCUCUGGUCAGCAGCAUAAACCCAGUGGAAUUUUACUACGACUUGGAUCAGAAGUACAAACAUGAAGGAAAAGUCAGUGCCAUUGACGUUGAUCUGUUCCUGAAUCGAAUAGAUGACCCGAAGGUAGAUGGUCUGGCGGAGGAGGUGGAGGAGCUCAUGCAUCGCCUUCGCCGCUCUCCAGAGACCAUCCACACCCUAGAAUCAACACACUAUGCAGUGGUGCGGGCACUGCUUGAUGGAGGCCACACACCCACCCUUUUGCAGCUCCUCACUGAUCCCAUGGCCUAUGGCCUCUUCCCUGACCACAUCACAUGCAAUUUGGUCAUGCACACCUUUCUUAGCCGUCAAGAGUACACAGCGGCAGCACGAGUAGCAUCCUAUCUCAUGCUGCAAGAGGACUUUGGGCCGCCCCUAACACAGGCCCUCGUGUUGGCUUCAUGUUACCGCUAUGUUACCAGUGAGGACAAGCAGCCUUGGGAGGACUACACGCCCAAAGUGGAGGAGCCCAAGGAAGAGGUCAAGAUCAGAGUGAAGUACCUGCGCAACCCUUACUUUGAUGACCACUUUGACCUAACGGACCCAAACCACAUUGUAGGCAAGACCCUAGCCUGGGCAUCUCCCCUGGUGGGUGGUCUGGUGGGCAGGAACUGUGAGGCCCUGGGCUGGGCACUGUACAAUAAGUGGGAGGAGUUGGAGGCUGCACUGGACAAGCUGAGGGCAGGGAAGGAACAUAUUGCUGCCUCUGUGGCAAGUCAGGUGAAGAGUCUCGUGGAGGGCGUGGAGGAUGUUGCAGUGCGUGAGCGGCUACUCUCAGCUGUGGCACGUGUGGAGGUGGCAGAGUCAGAGGCAGGAGAUCAGGACCUUGAGGCAGCCAUCACAAAGCUGGCUGAGGAUGCUGCCAAGGAGGCUGAACCACUAGACAUUAAGACUCAAAUUGAGAAUUUCCGGCGGUGGGAGGAGCAGCGCGAGGAUGAGUACCAGCGGCAGGUUGAUGCCUACAGGAAGAAACAGCUGAUGGAGGAGAUAGAGGACAAGAAGAAGACCCUUGCUGAAAAGGAGGAGGUUAUCUUCUUUUUCGAUAACAAAGAGAAACUGGAGAUGCUGUUGCCGACUAAGAAGAAGAAAUACUACCCCAAGAAGAAAUCAAUUGCCUUCCCCAAGAAAAAGAAGCCUCGAGAAGCUGAUGAGACAUACAUACCCCCUGAAGUGUGAGGAGACCCACCCCAUCAUAGGACAGUGGUAGGUUUAUUUAUAGUACCGUGAGGGGAUAGAGAAACCUCAGCUUUCUCAGUGUAGGCUUCAUAAACAUGAUACUGAUCUCAAUGCCUAUCCUCAGUUAGAAGUCUUUUAGUCACUUGCAGAUAGGUGUUCAGUUUUAUGGAUUUGGAUAGGGAGAUGACAAGUGACCUGUUUCAUGUCUAGAUUAUUACAGUCUUGGUUUUCAACACUUUUAUAUUUUCUUAACAUUCAGUGCAGUGAGCCAUACAUAGACUUUCCUAAAUUAAUACAUGGUAAAUGAAAGUUGAAUCACCAUAGGGCUCCUGACAUUUUUGUGUGUUAGUAAUAAGGAUGAUGUAAAAUACAAUGUUGAGCAAAAAUAUGUAUAUAUAUAUAUCCCUAUAAUUCUUCAGAGACAUGUAAAUAAUUACAAUGUACCUUUUCACAGAGAAUAGUAGUCUUUGUUAGAAGUAAGGCACAAUUGUUCCAGUAAUGUACAGUUACGGAUAAAACAUCAAUCCAUCUAA
Messenger RNA from Eriocheir sinensis (Chinese mitten crab), 1933 nucleotides. RefSeq lists its product as uncharacterized. Gene Ontology annotation, cellular component: mitochondrion. The transcript is spliced from 9 exons. Lineage: Eukaryota; Metazoa; Arthropoda; Malacostraca; Decapoda; Varunidae. Bases 57 to 1400 code for a protein of 447 amino acids. The record is from RefSeq and is a predicted model, not a curated record.